AUGAUCUGGCUUCAAAAACUCGACGGCCCUCAAACUGAUUCAACUCGUCAUGCUCCUGUGGCUCAGCUUCCUUUGGCUCAUGUUCCUGCCGCCCAAGCCUCUGCUACUCCUCAUCCUCCUGUCGUGAACUCUGCCUCUGGUGAUCAACGUGGUCUCGAUGCUCUCUCUGACCGUGAACUGUGGGCUGCUGUCGCUCGUGCUUCAUCUUCCACCACCUUUUUGGAGAAGUCGUUUCGUGCAGUUCUUGAGAAACUUGCUGAUUCCAAAACGCCCCAACAAGAAAUUGAUGAUUCUAUCCUAGUUAAUAAGGUUUGUUCUCAUCUGAACAUUCCUGCCCCGCUUAGUAUCCAUCGACAUCCAUGUAAUUCUCGUUUUAGACCGGUUAAAAUCCAAUUUUCCUCUGUUCAUUCUCGCAAUAUGUUUAUUUUUGGUUUCAAAAGAGCCGUUUCUGCGCUUUUUCAAAACACCAUUGUACCAUAUUGUCGCGUUCGUCGUGAUAUGAUUCCUCAUGAACUUGUCCUCCUUCGCCGCCUUCGUCAUCGUGUCUUUGUUCUCAAUCAAGACGAAGGCAAAUUGCGGUUUUAUCUCAGAGACCUCACCAUUGUUGAAAGGUCCAAAUGUAUCCCUUUGCCUGUACCUCGCAACACGAACAUUUCUGUUAAUACUAAUUUUACUCCUGUGAACAAUAUUUCUUUUAUUUCUAACCCUGUUAAUGUCAACUUAUCGGCUAAUGUGAAUGAUAUAUCUGAUACUAAUUCUAUUUAACACUUGUGAAUUAUCAUCAUCUGGUGGGUCAAACCUUGUACAUAAUUUGAAUUCUAACUCUUUUUCGCGGUCUUUCGCGCCCUCUCCCCCGCGCUAACUCGAUCUGGUCAAAAGUUGUCUUGCCUUUACGCAAAUAUUCGCUCUAUUAGAUCUCCCUCCAAAAAUUAACUUGCUUUUUUUGACCAUUUAAUUACUAACAAUAUUGAUUUAUGUUUUUUUAUCUGAAACAUUUCUUGAUUCAACAUGUCAUGAUUCUCUUUUUUUAACAAUUUUUUUACAGUUUCGUACGGGUAGAUCGGCCUACAAGCUCCUCUCGUUGUGGAGGUGGUGGAAUCAUCAUUUUCUUCAAAAAAACACCUGGGAAUCGCAGAAGUGGAUUUAG
Molecule: messenger RNA, 1147 nt
Organism: Caenorhabditis auriculariae
Lineage: Eukaryota; Metazoa; Nematoda; Chromadorea; Rhabditida; Rhabditidae
Source: the annotation of a GenBank genome assembly